Rodentolepis nana is the source of this 1716-nucleotide messenger RNA. The record is from the annotation of a GenBank genome assembly. Lineage: Eukaryota; Metazoa; Platyhelminthes; Cestoda; Cyclophyllidea; Hymenolepididae.
AUGUCAUUUGUGAAUUCUUCGGGUGUUGCCUGCUACGUUUGUGUAUCAGUAAAUGGCAGUAAUCCUGAAUGUGAAGAUCCUAUGCACGGAUCUGUGUAUACCGAAUCUCCAUGUCGUCAAGGGAAAUUCGGAUUUGAAGGACUAGCAUACGCUCCGUAUUGUGCAAAGAUAAAGGGUCGACGUGUUAGUGAUGAUGUUCAGAUCUACAUUCGACGAUGUUCCAUGCAAAAACUGGGAGGUAUUCCAACCCAUUGCGGACAAUUUCGACUUUCAGAUGAACUUUAUCACGGAUCUGAACAGGAGCGCGCAGCCAUUGGAGCUAGUGUAACUCCUAGUUCUUCAAAGCCCUAUAAUAGUACUUCCUCAAUUACCAAAGCGCCUUUUGACUUGGAUGUCGUUCUUCCUAAAGGUAAAGAAAUCUCUUUACUUUUUCUGUUGAAAAAUCAACUCUAUUUACUGAUUCCAACACUUCCAGUACCUCCUCCUGAAGAUCACAAGGAUAUCAUUGCUAUUGAAAGCCUGGUCAUGCGAGUAGCAGGACUUCCUCAACCUUUAGCAGAUUCAGAAAUUGCUAAAUUCGAUGACAGUAUCCAAUAUUGGUUUUUGACUGUUACAGAUUCUACCGAGUACAAGUAUUUUCAGAAACGACUACAGGAUGAGAUUAUAAAAAGGAACAAAAGGACUGAAGAAGUGGAAGCUAGUAAAGUUGAUUAUAAACUUUCGGAUAUUCAACUUCCGCCUGAUCAACCACCCCCACUACCGAAGCCAACUUCGGAUGAAACGGAAGUCAACCCAGAGAAUAAACUUAAAGCAGAGCCUAUAGAAGAAAGUGAACAGAAGCUUCUAGCACCGCCAAGAAAGAGGAAAUCUAGGUGGGAUGCUGAUCAAGCAAUAAAAAAUGAACCCAUUGAAGAGAAACCAUUGAGUGACAUCGAGGCCUCUGUUAAAGAGGCUGCAAGAAUUGCUGCACAGCUAGCUGCUUCUGGUGCCAAAGCCCCAAAACCUUUCCCUUCAACUUCCGCGGCACGUCAAUUAGUCGGUGGUGCUGUCCUUAGCGACGAACAGAUUAAACAAAUUCAAUAUCAGAAGGAGCUUCAAGCCAUGCAUGAGUUCAUAUUGGCUCAGCAGAAGCUCAAGGCACAAGAACAGGAAUUGAUGAAUUCUAUUGCCGGGGUCAAUUACUCCAAAAAAGCAAAGAAAGUUGUGGAUGGAUUGGAAGUCAAGUAUGAAUAUGAUUCCGAUGAGGAUUGUGAGGGUGGAACGUGGGAACACAAACUUAGAGCUGCAGAAAUGGAAGCUACUAGAGAAUGGGCUGAGAAGCUGACAGAAAUGGGACAAGGAAAACAUCAUAUUGGCGAUUUUCUGCCACCAGAUGAAUUGGAACGCUUUAUGGAGACCUAUCGUGCCCUCAAAGAAGGUCGUGAACCGGAUUUCAGCGACUACAAGAACUUCAAGCUUACAUGCGAGAAUGUUGGUUACAAAAUGCUGGAGAAAAUGGGAUGGAAGGAGGGCGAAGGUCUGGGACCCACCGGUGAAGGAAUUGUCAAUCCUGUUGACAGGGGUAAUGUUCAUGUUGACGGUGUGGGUCUUGGCAUUGAAAGACCAUCGAAGUUAACUGAAGGUGAUGAUGAGUUCGAGGCCUAUCGAAAACGAAUGAUGCUCGCUUACCGGUUUCGUCCAAACCCCCUUAACAACCCUCGGAGAGAUUACUACUAA